Messenger RNA from Brienomyrus brachyistius, 3338 nucleotides. It is a transcript of the gene tph2, whose product is annotated as tryptophan hydroxylase 2 (tryptophan 5-monooxygenase). The coding region runs from base 1259 to 2725 and encodes 488 amino acids. Gene Ontology annotation, molecular function: tryptophan 5-monooxygenase activity; iron ion binding. Lineage: Eukaryota; Metazoa; Chordata; Actinopteri; Osteoglossiformes; Mormyridae. The record is from RefSeq and is a predicted model, not a curated record. Gene Ontology annotation, biological process: serotonin biosynthetic process; aromatic amino acid metabolic process. The transcript has 14 exons. Gene Ontology annotation, cellular component: neuron projection.
GGGAUUAAGUACAGAUUCAACAGUAACUGAAAGGCUAAGUUAUUCCAUUUCAUUUUAAAAAUAUGCAGUGUCACAGCAGCACAGAAGUCGUUUACGUACGUUAUAGCUUCUUUUGAAAAUUUUCCACUCAACUUUCAAGUCCAGAUAAUUAUUUGUGCCGAAGUUUUGGUUCAGUCACCAUUGUUAAUUACCGUAGCAGUGAUAGAACAUGAAUUGCGCUAUUCGUUUUAAUGGCAUUUCCAUUUGACUAAUUGACCUUUUUUUUUUUUUUUUUUUAAAAAAAAAACACUUAAUUGAACUUCCAAUGAAGCUGGGAAUGGAAGAAAUUUUCCAUGAAAUAGAUGCCGUCAGCAUGCAGAUUGAGAAUUGCAGGUUUAAAGGGAAAUGCCUCUUCCAGAGUUGCGGCAUAUUUCCAAAGCACCAGCAUGUCAUUAUUCUGAAUGAUUUUGAUUGACAAAUGUCUCCAUUUUCCUUUUUUCUACAUGCUCUUAAGCUGUGACCCUCUGGUGUCCAAUUCCAUGCAGUCACCAAGAUCCAGUCACAGAUGCAGAUGUAAUCCCCAGCGACAGAAAAACAUUUGGGUCACAUGCCCCAUGAUCUUAACAAAAGCAACAAUUUAUCGGGAUUUUAAUUGGGGGGCAUCUUUCAUUUUAUCUGUGGGAUUGUUUUGGCGUGCAAUCAUCCUCUUUUAUUUAAAGAUUUUAUCAUCUUUUUUGAUGAAUAUGCGCAGUUAUAGCAUCGAUUAGCUCUACGUCCUUCAGAUUUGUCACCUUGAUGUGCAAGAUAUAGUUAUUGAAAUGACUGACAGAUUACUCAGUCAAAGAAGUGUGUGUGAUUUCUCUUUUAUGACAAUGGAUUGUUUCUGCUCAGAACUGGAAUGACUUUCCCAUCUCUUCCUCAUGGAACCCUUUCCUUACAUUGAUGAGUUAUCACCCUACUCUAUUAUCAGUGUAAGCCCUGCAGAUCUGGCAGGUCGGUGUUCAGCACCUAAAAGUCGCUGUAUCGUUCCGGAGCCAAAAGACCCAUUUUAGGAGCCAGAAGACAAUUCCCGAAUCUCUAUCUACAGCUUCUCUGCCUUCGCCAGAGGACAGGCGGGGUCCUUGUAGCAGAGGAAGCCAACACGUCAGCUUGUUGACAAAAAAUAUCUUUAAUCUGUUCAUAAGGCACGUGCAGAGGGAACGGGGUCCUUCUCGCCGGAUGAUCAGAUAGAACUUCAUCCAAGCUUCAUCAGAAGGGGCAGCUACACAGAGCAGUCAGCAUGCAGCCGGCCAUGAUGAUGUUUUCCAGUAAGUACUGGGCCAGGAGGGGGCUGUCGCUGGACUCGGCCAUGUUUGACCAGCAGCACCUGCAAGAGCAAACCACCCGCAGACCCUCUUUCUCCCGCAUCGAGGAGAAGCCCAGCGGGGCGGGCGAGCCGCAGGCUGAAGACACGGGCAAGACCGCCGUGGUGUUCACCCUCAAGAAUGAGGUGGGCUGCCUGGUACGGGCCCUGCGCCUCUUUCAGGAGAAGCAUGUGAACCUGGUCCACAUUGAGUCGCGUAAGUCCAAGCGCAGGCCAUCCGAGGUGGAGAUCUAUGCUGACUGCAGCUGCAGCAGGCGUGAGUUUGGGGAGCUGGUGCAGCACCUGAAGCAGCACAUCAGCAUAAUUUCUUUGGACCCCCCAGAGCAGAUCUGGCUGGAGGAGGAAGCAGAACUGGAUGGAGUUCCAUGGUUCCCCAGGAAGAUCUCUGAGCUGGACCAGUGCUCCCACAGGGUGCUAAUGUACGGCUCGGAAUUGGAUGCCGACCACCCGGGCUUUAAGGACACAGUUUACCGCCAACGGAGGAAAUAUUUUGUGGAGGUGGCCAUGAACUACAAGUUCGGACAGCCGAUUCCCCAUGUCGAAUAUUCGUCCGACGAGGUGAAGACGUGGGGGGUUGUGUUUCGUGAACUGACCAAGCUCUACCCCACCCACGCCUGCCGGGAGUACCUGAAGAAUCUUCCACUUCUCACAAAGCAUUGUGGGUACCGGGAGGACAACAUCCCCCAGUUGGAGGAUGUGUCACUCUUUCUUAGAGAACGUUCCGGUUUCACCGUGCGGCCUGUUGCGGGGUACCUGUCGCCCCGGGACUUCUUGGCUGGCCUGGCGUACCGCGUCUUCAACUGCACCCAGUAUGUGCGGCACAGCAAAGACCCUCUGUACACACCUGAACCGGACACGUGCCAUGAGCUACUGGGACAUGUCCCUCUGCUGGCGGAUCCCAAGUUCGCCCAGUUUUCCCAGGAGAUCGGCCUGGCCUCGCUGGGGGCGUCGGAUGAGGACGUGCAGAAGCUGGCCACGUGUUAUUUCUUUACCAUCGAGUUUGGCCUGUGUAAGCAGGACGGACAGCUGAGAGCCUAUGGGGCGGGACUUCUGUCUUCCAUUGGAGAACUGAAGCAUGCGCUUUCAGACAAGGCCGCGGUAAAGCCAUUUGAGCCCAGGACCACAUGCUUUCAAGAGUGCCUCAUUACCACCUUCCAGGAUGUCUACUUUGUCUCUGAAAGCUUUGAAGAAGCCAAAGAAAAGAUGAGAGAAUUUGCCAAAACGAUUCAGCGACCCUUCUCGGUUUACUACAACCCAUACACUCAGAGCGUGGACUUGCUUAAGGAUACCAGGAGCAUAGAGAACGUGGUGAACGACCUGCGGAGUGACCUGAACACAGUGUGCGAUGCCCUGGGUAAAAUGAACAGAUACCUGGGGAUUUAGGACCCGGCUCGCUGCGGGAACCUUAAAGCAGAGCCGAAACGUCAACGCGCUACACCGUCAUCGCAAAUGUCACAGAACGUGUGGAGCUGUCAAGAUGCACGAAUGGCACGCUAGCCCCUGUUUAGCAUUUAGCGAGCUCUACUGCUCCUGAUGACUGUCUUGUCAUCACUUGUGUUCUGCGUUUCCAGUCGAUCCCAGAGUUGUCCUGUCAGGAUAGGAUCUGGGUUUGCUGUUGGCUUAAAUAUAUGCUUCUUCACCCGUGUUUUCUGGGAAAUCAGUCCCAUGAUGUUCGGUAUGAUCAUGUAUGUAAUGCUAAUUCAACAUACAGUAUAUAUCACUUGAUAUGUAUUAAAGUGUUACAUGGAUUUGCUACACGGGUCUGUAAUAGAUUGGAAUUGCUUUGAUCUUUUCCUUUCGAAUGCUGUUUUAACUUUUCAUUUUGGGCUCAGAUUCAUGCGUUUUUCCUGAGGCAAAAUAUCAUCACUGUCCAAUAAGAAGCACGUAUCUCCAAAAAUGCGUUAUUUCUGGAGUGUGAAACACACUUUCGCAGAAACCACUUUGUAAAAAUAAACAUAAAACAACAUAAUGAGACUCAAGACCACAAAUAGAGCCU